UGUUGUCGCUGGCUUCGUCGCGCGAGACACGGGGCCCGCGUCUGUUCCCUCCGCCCUUCUCCUUUCGCCUGGUCCGGGUCUCGGUGGCCCGGCGCCCGCCCGCCAUGGUGCGGUCGGCGCGCCCUGCGCGGCCCCGCUGAGCCUCCGUGCGGCGGCGAGCGCGGCUCGGGGUCACCAUGCCUACCCGAGUGGGUUGCUGCUGCUCUGCUCUGCGUCCUCGCUACAAACGCCUGGUGGACAACAUAUUCCCCGAAGACCCAAAAGAUGGCCUUGUUAAAGCGGACAUGGAGAAACUGACAUUUUAUGCGGUAUCUGCUCCAGAGAAACUGGAUCGAAUUGGUUCUUACUUAGCAGAGAGGUUGAGCAGGGAUGUUGUCAGACAUCGUUCUGGGUAUGUUUUAAUUGCUAUGGAGGCGUUGGACCAGCUUCUUAUGGCUUGCCAUUCUCAGAGCAUCAAGCCAUUUGUAGAAAGCUUUCUUCAUAUGGUAGCAAAGCUGCUAGAAUCAGGGGAACCAAAGCUUCAAGUUCUUGGAACAAAUUCUUUUGUCAAAUUUGCAAAUAUUGAAGAAGAUACACCAUCCUAUCACAGACGUUAUGACUUUUUUGUAUCUCGCUUCAGUGCCAUGUGUCAUUCCUGUCAUAGUGAUCCAGAAAUACGAACAGAAAUCCGAAUUGCUGGAAUCAGGGGUAUUCAAGGAGUGGUUCGCAAAACAGUUAAUGAUGAACUUCGGGCUACCAUUUGGGAACCCCAGCAUAUGGAUAAAAUUGUUCCAUCCCUGUUGUUUAACAUGCAAAAGAUAGAAGAGGUUGACAGUCGCACAGGUCCUCCUCCUUCCCCUUCUGCUGCCGACAAAGAAGAGAAUCCCGCUGUGCUGGCCGAAAACUGUUUCAGAGAACUGCUGGGACGAGCGACUUUUGGGAACAUGAAUAAUGCUGUCAGACCAGUUUUUGCGCAUUUAGACCAUCACAAACUAUGGGAUCCCAAUGAAUUUGCAGUUCACUGCUUUAAAAUUAUAAUGUAUUCCAUUCAGGCUCAGUAUUCUCACCAUGUAAUUCAGGAGAUCCUAGGACACCUUGAUGCUCGUAAAAAAGAUUCUCCACGGGUUCGAGCUGGUAUCAUCCAGGUUCUGUUAGAGGCUGUUGCCAUUGCUGCUAAAGGUUCCAUAGGACCCACAGUGCUGGAAGUCUUUAAUACUCUCCUAAAGCAUCUGCGUCUCAGUGUUGAAUUUGAAGCAAAUGACUUGCAGGGGGGAUCUGUAGGCAGUCCUAACUUAAACUCAAGUUCCAAAGACAAUGAUGAGAAGAUUGUGCAGAAUGCUAUCAUCCAAACAAUAGGAUUUUUUGGAAGUAACCUACCAGAUUAUCAGAGGUCAGAAAUCAUGAUGUUCAUUAUGGGGAGAGUACCUGUUUUUGGAACAUCCACCCAUACUUUGGAUAUCAGUCAACUAGGGGAUUUGGGAACCAGGCGGAUUCAGAUAAUGUUGCUGAGAUCUUUACUUAUGGUAACCUCUGGAUACAAAGCAAAGACAAUUGUUACUGCACUGCCUGGAUCUUUUCUGGAUCCUUUGUUAUCACCAUCCCUCAUGGAAGACUAUGAACUGAGACAGUUAGUCUUGGAAGUAAUGCAUAAUCUCAUGGAUCGCCAUGACAAUAGGGCAAAACUUCGAGGGAUCAGAAUAAUACCAGAUGUAGCUGACCUAAAGAUAAAAAGAGAAAAAAUUUGUAGACAAGACACAAGUUUCAUGAAAAAGAAUGGGCAGCAACUGUACCGCCACAUAUAUUUGGGCUGUAAAGAGGAAGACAAUGUUCAGAAAAACUAUGAGCUACUUUAUACUUCUCUUGCUCUUAUAACUAUUGAAUUGGCCAAUGAAGACGUGGUUAUUGAUCUCAUUCGAUUAGCCAUUGCUUUACAGGACAGUGCGAUUAUCAAUGAGGAUAAUUUGCCCAUGUUCCAUCGCUGUGGGAUCAUGGCGCUGGUUGCGGCGUACCUCAACUUUGUAAGUCAGAUGAUCGCUGUCCCUGCAUUUUGCCAACAUGUUAGCAAGGUUAUUGAAAUUCGAACUAUGGAAGCCCCUUAUUUUCUACCAGAGCAUAUUUUCAGAGAUAAGUGCAUGCUUCCAAAAUCUUUAGAGAAGCAUGACAAAAAUUUAUACUUUUUGACCAACAAGAUUGCAGAGUCACUAGGCGGAAGCGGCUAUAGUGUUGAGAGGUUGUCGGUACCGUAUGUACCCCAAGUCACAGAUGAAGAUCGACUUUCUAGAAGAAAAAGUAUUGUGGACACCGUAUCCAUUCAGGUGGAUAUUUUACCCAACAGCAUUCCUUCUGAUGAUGUGGUUAGUAACACUGAAGAAAUCACCUUUGAAGCAUUGAAGAAAGCAAUUGAUACCAGUGGAACGGAAGAACAGGAAAAGGAAAAGAGGCGUCUUGUGAUAGAGAAAUUCCAGAAAGCACCUUUUGAAGAAAUAGCAGCACAGUGUGAAUCCAAAGCAAAUUUGCUUCAUGAUAGACUUGCUCAAAUACUGGAACUCACCAUACGCCCUCCUCCCAGUCCAUCAGGAACACUGACCAUUACUUCUGGGCAUGCCCAGUACCAGUCCAUCCCAGUCUACGAGAUGAAGUUUCCAGAUCUAUGUGUGUACUGAGUGGCUCAUGAAGACCUCAGCGUAGGAUCUAAAGCCGAAAAAUGAAGGCCACGCUGAGUUUUCAGGGUUUACUUAAUGUGUAUUAACAUAAUGCUUGAGAAUAACAGUGAGACUUCUCUUCAACCAAACGCUUGGCACACACCACAUUAGAAAUGGUGGAGCCAUCCAUGAUUUAGAAUACUUUAGAAGAUGGAUUUCUUUUGCCGUUCCUGUUGGCUUUUGAAGUUGGACAUGUAUCGAUCUCCCAUUCCACAGUUAAGCAGUAUAUUUUAAACUUUUCACAAACAUGUAAUUUUAAAACAUAUGCCUCCAGAGGGUUGAAGAUGUAUGAAGUGUCUACUGUAUUUCUUAAACAUCUGCACAACUGCUUAGAAAUAGAAUUGCUUUUGUGUUUGUUUAUCUGCAAAAGCAAAUACAUACAAAUAUAUUGCUAAUCUUGGGGCUGCAAAACUGUUCUGUGGCUUGUUGUCCCCACGUUUUAGAUGUUGUGAUCUAUAACAACAUGUGAUAGGCAUUCCUCAACUUGUUUAUGGUAAUAAGACAUCUGUUGAGUAAUAGUCCCACAAUAUGACCAACCCUAAAAUCGCCAUACUUAAAAGUGUCUAGUUCUUGUAAUACUGUGUUUUCUGCCAAGAGUUUGACCAUUCUACUUGAGAGAAGCUUAGCGCUUACUCUUGGCAUACCAAACUGUGCAAUAUUUUUUUACAUCAUAAGAUGUAUUCGUUUACAGACUAUACUUUGAAAUUAUAGUAGUAUUUUGCUGUGGCUCCAUUAAUGAAAUCAGAUCUAUAUUUAGUGUAGGAAAAAAAGACUUUUAAAACAGCUACUAGUUCACCUGUGAAGAGUGUGUACAUUUUGAGUUCUAUCAAAAGCACAUUACUUACAUUUUUAUAUUAUGCAUUGUUUAAAAUCUUCGUAGUCAGAAAAUUCUCCAAAUGGACUUUUAAUUUGUAAGAUUUGAACUGUUCAGUUGUAUACAUUUGUUGAGGAUUUGGUGUAUUACAUUUGAAAAGAGUGCCUAUGGCUUUAGCAAUCGAGCGUGCUACGGAUCGUCAUUGUGAGCUUCUGUUGAUUUAAGUUCCCAAAGUUACAUGUGUACUCUACACACGUGCUCAGAGACCUGUAGUGUUUUCUCAAAAUUAUGUACAUUUUAGUGAAUUCCAUCACACAGCAAAAAUGAAUGACUUUCUUUGCAAGUCUUAUAAAAUUCUCAUAGGACAUUUUUAUAGAAUAACCUCUUUAUAAUUGUAUUGCCUUUUCCGAUUCAGUUUCUUUUUACAAAGAACAAUGUACAUAUCAAAAAUUGUAGCUCAAAAACUAAUUCAGUUUUUUUUUUAAAGAUUUUCAUUGCAUUUUAUUUUAUGACCACAGCAACAAUCAAAACUGCACUAGAAACAAAUUCUUAGCAAUAACACUAAUUCAGUUUUUAUCUUUUGUUUUUGUUUGAGAACCUACAGUGAGAAUGGCAGGUUUGAGUUUAUGAUUAUUAUGAUUAUUAGGCACCUGUACAAGAAACAGAAAGGUCAGGAAGUAACAAAAGAACAAGCAUACCCCAGAUUUUUUUAAUAAAUGAAGUACAGCAUCUUGAAACAUCUUUCAAAAUAGCCUAGUCAUUUAAACCCAUAAAAUGAUACUCAGCCCUCCUGGGCAGUGUGUUAAAUGUAGGUAAGCAAGACCUUGUUUCAGAAUGAUAGUGCAGGCGUUGAACGGCCUUCUUGUAGCUGUCACUGUAACUUUGCCUCUUGAGUGGGUAAAAUGUGUCGUCAUAUAAUAGGCCAAGUUUUCUGUUUUUUAUUUCCCUUUUUUUCUUCUUCUGUAUUUUUAAAGAAGUGUAUUAAUUUUUGUGCAUUUAACAAAAUCUCAGCAGGGGGACAUGCAAAAAAACAAUCAUCAUCCACUUGGAUGUCGUUUUAUAGAUUAACACUGUGUGCUUUUGUAUGAAAAAUAUAUAUAAUUGAAUAGUAUAAGUAAAGGAGAUCUAUAUUCAGUUGGACUCAUGCAAACAAACUUUACAGAAUUUCAUGUUUCUCUGUGGUACAAGAAAUGCAUGUAUUGCAUGUAAAGGAAAACCAUUUGAAUUAAUGUUGAUCACACCUUUCUUUUGGUCUGUUUGUAAACUGUUGAUGUGGGGUUUGCAGGGUUUUUUUCUUGUUGUUGUUUUUAAAUCACAGUAGACUUCUAUAUGUCCUAGAUGACUCAACUGGUCUUGUUAAUAAUGAUUCCCAAAAAGUGGGUCUUUUCUUUGGUUUGUCCUUUCCAGGAGAUUGCAGGACAUCCUGCCAGGUAAUGGGUGUGUGUUCCGUAUUCUAGCCAGUUUGGAGACAGAAAGUUUAGGAUUUGUUGAAGUUCACCAUAUGGCUAUAUUUUUGUAGAUAUUUAAAACUCUUAAUAAACUGUUAGUCAUUCUC
Mirounga angustirostris (Northern elephant seal) is the source of this 5050-nucleotide messenger RNA. RefSeq names its product EFR3 homolog A (gene EFR3A). Gene Ontology annotation, cellular component: plasma membrane. Gene Ontology annotation, biological process: protein localization to plasma membrane. Bases 177 to 2642 code for a protein of 821 amino acids. The transcript is spliced from 23 exons. NCBI's taxonomy places the organism in Eukaryota, Metazoa, Chordata, Mammalia, Carnivora, Phocidae. The record is from RefSeq and is a predicted model, not a curated record.